AUGAAAGCUGAUAUAGUUGUGUGGAACUGCCAAGGUGCAGGAUAUCCAAAAUUUCACAAAUUUUUAAAGGAAUAUUUGCGUGAUUUUUAUCCUAAUGUGGUUCUUCUGGUUGAAACCAGAGUUAGUGGGUUUAAGGCAAAAUGUGUUAUUAAAAAGAUUGGAUUGCCAAAUUCUCAUAAAGUUGAAGCUAGUGGUUUCUUUGGGAGAGUUUGGAUUUUGUGGAAGGAUAUUGUUAAUGUGAUUGUGGAAGUUAAUAAUUUUCAAUUCGUGCACUUGAAAGUGAAAUUUUCAGUGGCUUUGUUUACUGGGAUUUAUAGGAGCCCUUGGUGGGUGUUGAGAAAGGAUUUAUGGGUUGCUUUUGGUUAUAUUGCCCAGAACGUUAAGGGUCCUUGGACGUUAGCAGGUGAUUUCAAUGCACUGCUUAAUGAAGAUGAGAAACAAGGAGGUUCAAGGAAAAAUAAUUGUACUUUCCCUCUCUUCCAACAAUUUUGUUUUGAUUAUAGUUUGAAGGAUAUUGGUUUUCAAGGUCCUAAGUUCACUUGGAAUAGAGGUUCUUUGUUUGAAUGCCUUGAUCGUGCACGGUGCAAUUACCAAUGGGAUAAUUUGGUUCCUAACUCGACGGUUUAUCACAUUCAUAAGAUUAAAUUUGAUCAUCAUCCUUUAGCUAUUCGUUUUGGUCAGUAUAAGACUUUAAAAGCCCCUCGCCCUUUUCGUUUCUUAAGUAGUGGGCUUUCUCAUAGUGAUUUUGGUCGAUUUGUAAAUGAGACUUGGAGUAAUGGCGAGCAUUUGGAGGGGAUUCAAAGGUGUCUUGAGAGAUAUCGUUCAAGAAAGCUUAUUGAGUUAGAGAAAAACCUGCAAAUUGAGCUCGAAGGGGUUCUUGACAAUGAGGAACUCCUUUGGAAACAAAAAUCACGAAGUGAUUGGCUUUCGCUUGGGGAUCGGAAUACUAAGUAUUUUCACUGUCAAGCGAGUAAAAGGAAACGAGCUAAUCAAAUUAAUUCACUGAAGAUGGAUGACGGGUUGUGGAGUUAUGAGGAGGAUAGAAUCAAAUGUGAAGUAGUUUAUUUCUAUCGACAAUUGUAUACUAAUGAUGCAACCAAUGUGGGCCUUUUUUUGGUUAGAAACGUGUUCCCUAUUCUUGAGCCCGAUUUGCUUGAGACACUUGAUCGAAGUUUGUCUACUCAGGAAGUUCAUAAUGCUUUGUUUGAAAUGACACCACUUAAAGCCCCGAGGAUUGAUGGAUUGCAUGCCCAAUUUUAUCAGUUGUAG
Molecule: messenger RNA, 1269 nt
Organism: Gossypium raimondii (Peruvian cotton)
Lineage: Eukaryota; Viridiplantae; Streptophyta; Magnoliopsida; Malvales; Malvaceae
Exons: 2
Coding region: 1-1269 (422 amino acids)
Molecular function (GO): catalytic activity
Source: RefSeq, a predicted model, not a curated record